AGAGUUACGAGCGGAGCGUGGAGAGUCGCGCACGCUUGCAGCGUGAGACGGACGUCGAGACGCACGCGGCGAAGCAGUCUACGUGCGUGUGUUGACCUUGAACUUCUUUCGCACCGCACGUAGCUAAUCGGAGGUGCUGGGUGGGAGGGUGGGGAUAACAAAAUAGACGCGCGUGUAAAAGGUUAUCGUAAGACGUGUCGCGAACUGGGGAGAAAGGUGAUCGGGCCUUGGGCAGGAAAUGUCACGCGAAGCGACGACUCUCGUUGGUGGUGGAGGCUGACGGCGGAGUGGCAGCCAAAGGAGGGAGCGCAAACCGCCCGCGGAGAUGGAGCGGCGGGGAUCGCGGCUCGUGUGCGUGUUAGCGGGACGAGUCGUUUAGCGUCGCAAGAGCCGCGAGAGAAGAGACGGCGGCACGGUCGGUGGCGAGGAGUAGCUAUGGAGGGGACUUCCGACGGCAGAGUUGGAGCUAUGAAAUCAUCUGGUGCGCCAGGACGCGCGGUGGAUUGUCACGCCACCGCUGUUAUCCAACAGUGGAUCGAGAGAUAAUGGACGACGAUGACGACGAUGACGAUGAUGAUGCAGGCUGCGUGCGUGCAUGCCGACACCGCGCUGCGCCGCGAGUCACGAUUGGUAUCUUAGCCAUGGCCGACGACCGUGACGACGCUCGACUGCUGCAGUUGGAGGAAGACACAGACAGCCUGUGCGAUGUCCAGCCUCCCGGGAUAUUCAGCUGCUUCCUCAGCUACUGCGACGCCGACAGCGACUGGGCUCAGGGGCUCAUCUCCAAGCUGGAGAGCCCCGAGCGUGGGUUCAGCGUGUGUCAUCACGAGCGAGACUUCCUCGCCGGGAAGCCCAUCGUGGACAACAUGGUGGACGCCAUCCACAGGAGCCACAAGAUCUUGCUGGUCUUGAGCGCCGACUACUUGAGCAGCCGAUGGUGCACGUGGGAGACGCACAUGAGCAUCCUGGGCAACACGAAUAUCGGCAAAGCGAUCGUGCCAAUUCUCAUGGGGCCAGUCGACAUGCCCUUCCAGCUCAAGCACCUCACCUGCCUGGACGCCGCCGACCCGAAUUUCUUGGUCAAGCUGGACACCGUGCUGCGCACGCCGAACAGCCUCGUCGAGAUGUCCGCAACCCUCCCGUCGCCUUCCCGCAUGUUGCACAACGGGAUGCUGCUCCUGGUGAUGAGACCGCGAGAGCAGCACCUGGAGCCCUGGAAAGUCGGCACCUUCAACGAGUACAUGAUCCCGCCGAUGCUCGGGUGGAUCGUCAGCCUGCAGGACUUCAUGAAGGCCAUGCUCAUCAUCAACAAAAUGCCAAAGACGGCGAGCGUCUUCAGUGAACAUGAAAAACGAGAAAAAUGCAAAAGACUGUUGCAAUUAUUGAUAUUCGCGGUGAUUGUUGCUUUUAUAGCCGUCAUUAUGCGAUUUUCCGAAAACCGUCUAAUCUUCCCCGUGUCAAUCAGCGGCUUGGUGCUGUUGCUGGCGCUGCUGCUCGGGACGAUGUGGUACGUGUGGACGUGGCCCCGGCACGAGUACCGCAGGCAGCAGGCGCGGCUGCACGAGCGGGUCGGGGAGGCCAACCGCGUGUUCAUCACGAGCAGCAUCAUGGCGGGAUGCGGGCCCAGGGGGGAACUGCUCUUCGUGUACAUGUGCGUGGAGCAGUGCCGCGUGCUCGUCUGCAACAUGUUGAACGCGUGCCUGACGCUCACGCCCGCGGAAACCGAGGAGCUGUUCGUCAAGGCCCUGCGCCUCUUCUCGUGCGCCUACGUCGCGACCUGCGGUGAACAAGGGCUUCGCGCCGAAGGAUGCGGGAGGAGCCGCCAUCAGCCACGUGGAGGAGGGCAUGUGCUUCUGCGAGUACGUUCAGCACGUGGCGCGCGUCCAUCACAAGAUGCCCCUCGGACGCUGUUUAAUCCGCAGGAACAAAGUGAUGGUUUCCAAGAAUAAGCUGAGUGACAUCUACCCGGAAGCCAACGCCCGAAGGACGACUUUGCGAUUCUCAAAUUGAAACUUGCGCCCCGUAUGUCCUGCUCGGCCGCAUUGUAUCGGCGCGUAGGCUCGACGGCCCUCUCACCGUCCAUCGAUUCCACGCUCGGCGAUGGCUACACAACAACAACCGCCAUUCGCCACUAAGUGGCGGUGAUGUCACCACGACGCUUGUGCCAGGCCAAGUGCACAUUGAGGCCACGUGAAGUGUCGAACGCCCGCUGGCAGGAGGUCACGGGGCAGAUCCAGGUGCCACGGGUCGACUGACCGAGAUGACUGGCUGAUGUACCACCUGUGCCUCCUACUGUACCAACUAAUGGCUACACACACACUCAUACACACGUGCUUGGCUUCUUUCUUUGCAAGUCAUAUUGCAUGCACGAUUGGGAUGCACUCAGGUUUAUACGGAGCACGUUUAUUUUUUUUUCAUUUCCACGAGUCCGAGUUUGUUUUGUUUAACCGGGUGAGAACUGUCGUCGGAGAAGAGACCACGAUCAUCGCAAUUGGCGAGAGUAGCCCAAUGCGGAAACGUUGAGACCGGGGCUCUCGUGUCGAAGUUACGAAGCCGCUUUGCCGACUCCCUCGCACCGCUCUGCACGCCGGAGGCUGCGCAACCGCGGGGCGCGGCCGUGGUGAUGGGCACGGCCCAACGCGACAUUCGCGGCUCGCAAAGUCCUCGGAAAUCUUUGAAAGCCACGCAGUUUAACACGUAGCGGGCUCCAUAAUAGAGGUUUUUGGGUUCGAUCGCGUAAAUAUGUGUCGUUAAAACCUGCCAUCACCCGACACAGCCAACUAGUAAGGGUUGUCACAUAAACAGAACGUGCCAAUUCGUCACAGCACACCGGUGUGUUGGAGAGCCAAGCCACAACAUUUACAAUCUGAGUACGACGUUUCGCCAGUAAUUACAACUAGCUUCAUCAGGCGACAGCCAGCACAUUUUGAGGCUCGCGGAGGAUCACAGAACACGCGCGCGCUGCUCGGGUAAUAGACAAUCGGCGUGGGAAGGGCACAGCGCCGGCAAAGACGACGUCCGGUGGUUGACAUUAGCGACGGAGACGACUUCUACCCACAGACAUGGAGCAGUGGAAUCAACCGAUGUGCCCGGUGCGAGGUGGAGUGGCACACCACCGCAGGACCGUGAUGGUGACGGCUCGGGGAGGCCUUCAUCCAGCAGUGGAUAGAUCAUGGCCGAUGAUAAUAAUUGCAGAAUGACCCAAGCUCGACUGGGCGAGGUUCGUGGGGAAGGUUGCAUCCCUAAGUUGGUUCCCUUCCCACGCACAGAGAGCCAAUGGACGACGACAAAACAGGCACUGCUCUGGGUGCCGGGUGCUGUGCGUAGAGUGGUCCCUAGGGCACGGCGAAUCGGGGCGACUGCCCCGGGCCCCGCGAUCCGGGGGGGGGGGAGGGGGAAGGGGCGCGCUUCGACGGUACAGUGCCAGAAGUCAUACUUUAGGUUUGGUUUGAAGGCGUCGGGGGUGUGAGUUGACCCGGUCCCCGCAUCCCCCACGAUGCACGGCCCUGGCUGCUGGCUGGGCGCUGACCGUGAGAACACUGGACUGGUUGAGGCCAUGGCCAGGCUGCUUGCCUAGCUGCAUUACUUUUUUAGUUUGAGGUUUGUCGCUCUCCCUAACCACAGUAGGGCGUUAUCUUUUUAAUACAGCACUUAAAUAAUAUGAAACAAUUGCAUUGAAAGUGUAUGCUGAAUUGAACUUUGUCAUGAAUGUGUUUGGCAUUGUCUGAUCGCCUGUAUAAGGUCUAGAUUUUAAAAUGUUUUUAUACUUGCCUUUACGUUGUUGCUAUGUGGGCGUCACUUGAUGCCUUGGACUCGCCGGUGAACACAAUUUUCUAUCUCAAGGGAUUUUCCAGGUGAAAUGUUUCAAUAAACAUGAGAACGAACGGUACACUGCUGUUUAUGUCACGGGCACAGGUCAACACGCCUCGACUGUCAAACGCGUGUGGAGCAUCACCCAUCCCCAUCGGCCGUAUUGAGCCAAGUUCCGAUCCAUCCCCUUCUGGGAUCGCUCUGCUGCUGUCACCGUCCUUGGAUCUCGCCCAGAGCAGGAAGGACGCUGGCGAACAGAGCGGAACAACGCAGACGUCCAGAAUAUACAGCUCACUCGAUACCCAAACAUCAUCGCACCUGGCUGUGACAUUCCUGGAAGACACUGGUGGUAUAACCCAUCAACCGCAUCAGAACAUUUAAACAUCUGUUAAAACGAGCUCCAAAGCUCAUCAGAUGGCUCCACUCUAAAUAAAGAUUAUGAUUCUGAGAACAUCAACAGGCCGAUGCGAACAUCUUCAUAAAUGGGAAAUUAAAGACACAAACCACACCGCGAUUGUGGUUAUGCAACACAAACUAUGGACCAAAUCAUAAACCAAUGUAGUCUGCAAUCCUUCAACGGAGGAGGAAUAGCAAGACUACACAAACUCUCCCUCCUGAAGCCCUCUGGUGGCUAGCAAUCAUCGACAUUGCCAUUGACCUCCCGAACACACAGCUACAUGCACAAAUAGAACAGAACAGCCAAUUGCGGAUAUUCCACAUUCCCAUGGCACGGCUCGGUCUAUAUGGCGACCGCAGGCGAGCGCGAUAUUUGAACACUGCCUCGCACAAAACUGCGUUCACAAGCCACGGCGCUUGAGCCCACGACCCAAAUUCACCCUCCCCAGAGUCCAGCCCUCACUCGGCGCUG
Lethenteron reissneri (Far Eastern brook lamprey) is the source of this 4678-nucleotide messenger RNA. RefSeq lists its product as uncharacterized. The record is from RefSeq and is a predicted model, not a curated record. Gene Ontology annotation, biological process: inflammatory response; signal transduction. NCBI's taxonomy places the organism in Eukaryota, Metazoa, Chordata, Hyperoartia, Petromyzontiformes, Petromyzontidae. Gene Ontology annotation, cellular component: plasma membrane. Gene Ontology annotation, molecular function: signaling receptor activity.